Messenger RNA from Lolium perenne, 1149 nucleotides. Its product is annotated as F-box protein At1g52495-like. The record is from RefSeq and is a predicted model, not a curated record. Gene Ontology annotation, molecular function: protein binding. Lineage: Eukaryota; Viridiplantae; Streptophyta; Magnoliopsida; Poales; Poaceae.
AUGGAGAAGAACGAUAAUAGCAGCUGGGACUUGCUCACGGACGCCCUCGUCGAGAUCCUGGUGCGGGUUCCGCCCAACGCUCGCCGCCGGCUCCGCCUCGUCAGCCGGCACUGGCGAGAGCUCAUCGACCACCGUACCGGGACGGACAUGCGGAGCCGCAGCAAGAUCAUCGCCGUCAGCGAUAAGGGUCUGGGUCUCAUGUCCGUCAUCGACAUCCUGACGCCGGGCAGCCCAAGGCGACUGUUGUGGCAGACAGACAUUGCCACGGCGCGACGGUACAGCAUGAUGAGCAUCGCCGGCACCUGCAACGGCCUCGUCUGCCUGUGCGAUGACCACACGCCCGGCGGGGCCAUCACCGUGGCCAACCCGUCGACCGGCGAGGCUCUGCCUCUCCCGCCGCUGCCGACGCCGAGCGCCGAUGUUCACCUGAGCAGCAACAGCAGCUGGAACUGGAAUCAGACGUAUAGCUUCGGGUACGACCACACGACAAGGCGGUACAAGGUUGUGCAUGUCCCGUGCACCUUUGACGACCGGCCUGACAUAGUGCACGUGUUCACGCUGGGGGAGGCGUCGUGGCGGGCCGUGCACACCGGCGGCACCGACGCAAGAUGCAGCCCCGGCACCAGCUGCCUCGCCCAAGUCGACGGCACGGUGUACUGGCUCACCAUGGACGCCGGAAAGAUCAUGUCGUUCGAUCUCAUACACGAACGCGUCAUGUGCACCGAGCCUCUGCCGGUGCCGGCCAUGGCGAGCACCUACCACCUGGCAAAGGUGCACGGGAGCCUAGGCGUCGCCGUCGGCGACAACGACUCUGUGACGGUGUGGGUCCUAGAGGGCGAGAGGUGGCGCCGCCGGUACGUCCUGGAAGUGGAGAGGCUGCGGCGACAGAAGACGUGGAUGACGCGGGAGCUUCUGGUUCACGGCGACUACUUCCUAACGUUCACGCCUCAAAGCUGGAAUGGAACCGUUGUCUUGUAUCGGCACAACCUGAGCGAAAAUUCAGGGUCACAAGACGGUGUGGUGCAGGUAAAACACAGGGAUCGAGGGGAGGAACUGACGUAUUUUUCGUGCUUUAUCUACCAGACAUUUUCCUACGUCGAGACAAAGGAGCCAUUGGGUCUUUACAAUGAUGUUUUGGUACAUAACUGA